GGUUCCCAGGCGUGCGCGUGGCGAGGGCGGUGCCUGAGGGCAGAGGCGUCCCCGGAGGGCGGCGGGGACAGACCCAGCGCUCCGGCUCCUUGGCCCCGCCCCGCCCCUGCCGCCGGCUGCUAUAAGACCGCAGAGCCUGAGCGGGCGAGGGGGAGGGCGCGGACCGUGCAGAGAGCGGCGCAGUGGGAGCGCAGCGACAAGGGACUGGCCGGGCGGGAGUGCGCGGGACAGCGAGCCCCGGAGUAGCCCCGGCCGCCACCUCUCAAGACCCAAGGCCUCGCGCGCCGGGCACCGCUGAGCCGCCUUAUGAAGCCGCCUGCGGCGCAGGGCAGCUCCGCUGCCUCCGCGGCUGCAGCCCCGGCCUUGGACUCUGCGGCCGCGGAGGACCUGUCGGACGCGCUGUGCGAGUUUGAUGCAGUGCUGGCGGACUUCGCGUCGCCCUUCCACGAGCGCCACUUCCACUAUGAGGAGCACCUGGAGCGCAUGAAGCGGCGCAGUAGCGCCAGCGUCAGCGACAGCAGCGGCUUCAGCGACUCGGAGAGUGCAGAUUCACUUUACAGGAACAGCUUCAGCUUCAGUGAUGAAAAACUGAAUUCUCCAACGGACUCUACCCCAGCUCUUCUCUCUCCCACUGUCACUCCUCAGAAAGCCAAAUUAGGAGACACGAAAGAGUUAGAAGACUUUAUUGCUGAUCUUGACAGAACAUUAGCAAGUAUGUGAAAUAAGAAGUAGUUUUGGGUCCUUUCAUCAUAAGGGAGAAGCUUCAGAAAGCCCCCAGGACCUGCUAAAAUCACCUACUAGAAUCUGCUGCCAGAGAGGACAGAGACGUGCGCUCAGCCUUCCAUCAGGUCACUCUCAGGCUCACCUUAAAAUCAGCCCUUCAUCCCAUCUUUGGGCAAUUUAGACAGUGAAGCUGACUUUGUUUACCUGCUUGCAGUGUAUUAGAACAGAUGAUCCAUGCUAAUAUUGUAUUUUCUUUUAAAACAUAGCUUUCCUGUAAUUUAAAGUGCUUUUAUGAAAAUAUUUGUAAUUAAUUAUGUAUAGUUGGAAAUAGCAGUAAGCUUUCCCAUUAUAAUAUAUUUUUGUAUACAAAUAAAAUUUGAACUG
Saimiri boliviensis boliviensis (Bolivian squirrel monkey) is the source of this 1107-nucleotide messenger RNA. RefSeq names its product regulator of cell cycle (gene RGCC). The record is from RefSeq and is a predicted model, not a curated record. Gene Ontology annotation, cellular component: cytoplasm. Gene Ontology annotation, molecular function: protein kinase activator activity; protein kinase binding. Gene Ontology annotation, biological process: regulation of cell cycle. Lineage: Eukaryota; Metazoa; Chordata; Mammalia; Primates; Cebidae.